AUGGACUACACGUUCCCCAAGCCAGCACGGUCGCUGGCGGGCAAAGUGGCGAUCGUGACGGGCGCGGGGGCGCACGGCGACGGGAUCGGCAACGGACGGGCGGCGGCGAUCCUACUGGCCGAGGACGGGUGCAAGGUGGUGUGCGUGGACCGCGAGGUGGCGCUGGCGCAGCGGACGGUGGAGAUGAUCGAGGCCGAGGCCGAGGCCUCGGGCCACAAGGAGGAGGAGGACGGCGGCGCGGCGAUGGCGGUGCAGGCGGACGUGACGGACGAGGCGGCGUGCAAGGCCGUGGUGCAGCGGACGCUCGACGCGUACGGGCGGCUGGACAUCCUGUUCAACUGCGUGGGCGUGGGCGGGGCGCCCGGCACGGCGGUGGAGGUGGACAUGGCGGCGUGGGCGGCGUCGAUGACGGUCAACGUGGCCAGCAUGGUCAUGAUGGCCAAGUACGCCAUCCCGGCCAUGCUGGCCAACGACGACCGGCCCUGGGGCUACCGCGGCAGCAUCGUCAACAUGGGCAGCGUGGCCGGCCUGCGCGGCGGCACCCCGCACCUCCUCUACCCGACCUCCAAGGGCGCCGUCGUCAACAUGACCCGCGCCAUGGCCGCCCACCACGCCCCGCAGGGCAUCCGCGUCAACUGCGUCUGCCCCGGCAUGGUCUACACGCCCAUGAUGUACGCGGGCGGCAUGAGCCCCGAGGCCCGCGACGCCCGCAAGAACCGCUCCCUGCUCAAGACCGAGGGCAAUGGCUGGGACGUCGGCUGUGCCGUCCGCUUCCUCGCCAGUCCCCAGGCGAGAUGGGUCACGGGCUUGAUAUUGCCCAUCGACGCCGGCGUCACCGCCGCCGUGGGCACGGAUAUACCCCGCUCGGCGAGUGUGAACCCUUGA
Molecule: messenger RNA, 885 nt
Organism: Fonsecaea multimorphosa CBS 102226
Lineage: Eukaryota; Fungi; Ascomycota; Eurotiomycetes; Chaetothyriales; Herpotrichiellaceae
Exons: 1
Coding region: 1-885 (294 amino acids)
Molecular function (GO): oxidoreductase activity
Source: RefSeq, a predicted model, not a curated record